Messenger RNA from Penicillium longicatenatum, 426 nucleotides. Its product is annotated as endo-1-5-alpha-L-arabinosidase. Lineage: Eukaryota; Fungi; Ascomycota; Eurotiomycetes; Eurotiales; Aspergillaceae. The transcript has 2 exons. The record is from RefSeq and is a predicted model, not a curated record. Bases 1 to 426 code for a protein of 141 amino acids.
AUGUUAAUUCCUGCAAUUCUGAGUCUAGAUAAUCUAUAUUUCCUCGCAUUUCCGUCCGAGAAUCCGUGGACACGCAAUUCUGUCUUGGCAAUCAUCUCAGCCAAACGCUUAGCAUCAUUGAAGACAGGUCCAGGUGCCGAUCUUCCACCUGACAAUGUGACUAAUGACAUCGACCCAAUCCUUUCAUUGAAGAUUUUGGUUCUAUUUACCUCAAUUAUGGAGGCUAUUGCCACAGAUCCCGACCCGAGACAUCUUGUCGUGUCUGAGGGAGCAUUUCUCGCCUCCCAUGAUGAUUUUUACUAUCUCUGGUUUAACCAUGGAGUAUACCGCGAUUUUGAUUUGAUUACUCCACCUGCGCCUGGAGAAGAGUAUAUUCCAGAGCAGCUGCCCAUAGUCGCAUUAAUGCUGGUCAGAGCAUUGAUCUGA